AUGGCAACCACCCUGCACUCUCAUACUCUCAGUCCAGUUCCCAGUCCCACGCCGGCCGGCCGUUCGUCCGACAUGCACUGGAGCGACGAGGAGACGUCCGUUCUCGUGGACGCUUGGGGCCCGCUGUACCUCGGCCGCAACCGAGGCUCCCUCAGCAUGGAGGACUGGGACUCCGUGUGCAGCGCCGUCGACGCACACCACGCCGCCGCCGGGCUCGACUUCAAGCGCAACCCCGCCGGUUGCAAGAGGCGCAUCUUUACACUCAAGGCUCGGUACACGGAGGAGGCCGCCAAGGGGCAGCCGACGUCGGCGUGGCGCCACUUUGCCCACCUCCGGGCGUACCUGGCCGACCCCAGCGGCGGGCCUCCGGGCUUCGCCGCAAAGACGUCCGUGAAGAAGGAGAAAAAGGUGGAGGAGGGGAGUGGAUCGGUCGGCACGACGAAGGUCCCGGCGAAGCGCCGGUUUUCGAGCCUACGGGACAUCCUGGCAAAGACGCCGGCGACCGUCAAGGAGGAGGAGGUGGUCGGCUGCGGGUGUGAGUUGGUUGGGGGUCCGCCGGCGGGGGUGACGAAGCUGGUGGCGGAGAUGAGGAGGCUGGCGGAGGUGCACGAGCGCGUGGAGAUGGAGAGGCACAAGUUCAUGAAGGAGAUGCUCAAGAUGAAGAUGAAGGAGGAGAUGGAGACGGAGGACGUGAAGCUGGAGCACAAGAAGGUGAAGGUGGAGAAUGAGGAACAAGUCCACGGCAACUAA
Messenger RNA from Triticum turgidum subsp. durum (durum wheat), 750 nucleotides. NCBI's taxonomy places the organism in Eukaryota, Viridiplantae, Streptophyta, Magnoliopsida, Poales, Poaceae. The record is from the annotation of a GenBank genome assembly.